UAAUGAAUCGUUUUGGAGAGAUAUUUAGAAAAUGUCUGAAAAAUAAAACAUCAAUCAUAGGUAUGGUUCACGUAAGAAGUCUACCCAACUGUCCAUUGAGUAGAUUAAGUGUUCAGCAAUUGGUAGACAUUUCGUGCGCUGAAACCGAAAUCUACAAGAAAUACCAAUUGGAUGGCAUUUGUGUAGAAAACAUGUUUGACGUGCCGUACGUCACCCGCCGGGACAGUGGUCCCGAAGUAACAGCUGUUAUGACUCGAGUGUGCGCUGAAGUCAAGAAAUGUGCGCCCAAUUUGCCGAUUGGUGUACAGAUUUUGGCCGCACUUAAUCAGGAAGCCGUGGCCGUAGCAGUUGCUGCUGGUCUGCAGUUUGUACGGUGCGAGUCAUUUGUUUUUGGACACAUAGCCGACGAAGGCUAUAUGGACGGGUGUGCCGGCUCACUGCUCCGAUAUCGGCGACAUUUGAACGCCGACCACAUACUAGUGUUGACAGACAUCAAGAAAAAGCACAGUUCGCAUAGCAUUACUAGUGAUGUCAGUAUCGGUGAAACGGCAAAAUCGGCUCAAUUUUUCCUAUCCGAUGGCCUUAUAAUUACUGGUCAAAGUACGGGACAUUUUCCGAAACUCGAUGAACUCAAAGACAUUCAAGAAUUAAAUUUAGGAAUUCCUUUGUUAAUCGGUUCCGGUGUUGACGACAAUAAUGUUGGCGAUUGUAUUGAACAAGAGGUCAGUGCAGUGAUAGUUGGAUCACAUUUUAAAAAGGAUGGCCUUUGGAGUAAUGAUUUGUGUGAGAAUAGGAUCUCUAGGUUUAUGGAUAGAGUACACCAAUGCUCUCAAUAA
Molecule: messenger RNA, 836 nt
Organism: Oppia nitens
Lineage: Eukaryota; Metazoa; Arthropoda; Arachnida; Sarcoptiformes; Oppiidae
Exons: 1
Coding region: 3-836 (277 amino acids)
Source: RefSeq, a predicted model, not a curated record